Molecule: messenger RNA, 1581 nt
Organism: Adineta ricciae
Lineage: Eukaryota; Metazoa; Rotifera; Eurotatoria; Adinetida; Adinetidae
Source: the annotation of a GenBank genome assembly
AUGGAAAAGAAAAGUGAGAAACAUGGUGUGGAACAAUUAUUAACAGCAGCAGUGAAGUUAUCUCAGUUCGCAAUGGUUACAUCACCGACAGUUAUUGCUCCGGCUUCAAUUCUAAUACCUUCUGUUACUGAACUGAAAUAUGCAAAUGAUGUAUCGACCAUGGAUAAAUAUAAUUGGCUUUUACAUAUUAUGUACGGCCGGGGUGAAUACGAUCGACUUCAACAGUUCAUACGUAUUCAAUCGCAUAAAAGUACUUAUAUGACAUACGUUCAGGGGCUCGUUCAUCGACAAGAAGGACGUAUUAACGAAUCAUUGGAUUAUUUUCAACAGUGUGCUUUACAAGAGUUAUCUUUGGUUCAUAUAAAACAAGUAGGCAAGUCAUUAGCACUACUUGGACGCCACCGAUUAGCUAUUGAUGCUUAUAAAGACGCUUUGACACGCACGAACAAUGAUUGGGAACUGCUUCAUAAUUUAGGCUUAUGCUAUUUUCAUUUAAAUGAUCUGACAGAAGCGAAAAAAUAUUUCUUACAAGCUUUGCAAGUGUCUGAAAUGCAAGAAGCAUCUUAUUUGUCAUUGGGAGAAAUCUAUCUGCUAGAGAACGAACGUGAAGAAGCUGAAGCUGUUUUCGAACGAGGUGCACGACGAAAUCCUGAAUCGCCGGUACUUUUCACUAAGAUUGGUCUGUUGGCAUUUGAAAAAUCCGAUUAUACAAAAGCAUUUGAAUGCUUCGGCACUGCGUUAACCUUUUGUCCGACGCACGUUCCCGCCAUCAUGGCAGCUUGUCAAGUUAUUCAAAAACAUGGUGAUGCUGACGUUGCUCUAUCGAAAUAUCGUAUCGUUUACGGGCGGAAACCUGAAUGUGCACAAGUAUGGAAUAAUAUCGGCAUGUGUUUCUUCUCCAAGAAGAAAUUCGUGGCGGCUAUUAGUUGUUUGAAACGCGCCAAUUAUCUUGCACCAUUCGAAUUAAACGUCUUAUAUAAUCUGGCACUUGUACAUUUGUACUUGCAGCAAAGCGCUUCGGCUGCAGUGUUUCUUCAAUCAGCCAUUCGAUUGAACCGAAAACACGCACCAAGCUAUGCUCUCUUAGGUGUGACUCUAUCGAAACUGAAUGAUUUUAGUAAUGCUCUGCAAGCUUUCACAUACUCGCUCAAACUCGAUCCAACUAAUCUGGUUGCUUUACUUAAUCUUGCUAUUCUUCAGAAGAAUACCGAUGUUGUUCAAUCAACUAUUGAAUCUACUCUUUCAGAAUUCCAUCGGUCCUACAAUCAACAUACGGCUUCUGGCCGUCAAGGUGAACUCGAUAAAUCAAUGUUAGAUAUUGCCUCGAAACUUGGAGUGCCUCAGUCAGUUGCUACGUAUCGAAACGAAAGCACGGCGCCAGCAUCUUUAUCAGCAAUACUCUCGCCUCGAAAACUAGCGGACGAUGAUGUACUGGCUUCAUCAUUGGGUCAAUCUCAAGAAUUACCUGAUUUAAAAACGAAACGCUACGAAGAUGGACGAUAUAAACAGAGACGUGUCAAACAAGAACCAGUUGUAUCUUCGACGGAGACCACAGAGCAGCGAUCAAAUUUUGCUUUCUAA